GAAAGAAAAGAAAAAGGAGUCCAAGCAAGGGACGGGAACUAGAGGGUGAACACAGCUCAGCGGGGCGCACAGGACACCCUUCGCGGGUCAGAACACUCGAGUGUCGGCGGGGGUCCGUGGGCAUCCCGGGACGCUUUCACGCACCGGGGUGACCCCGGGCGCACAGACAUUCUGGGCGCGGGCCGGGCCGGGCCAGCCCCUGGCAGUGCCACCGGUGCCGCGCGAUCUCCGAGUGGCGAUCUCCGAGCUCGGCAGCGCUGGGCGGCGGGCCAGGAGGGGAGGGUCCGGCCUUGCCCGGCGGGCGUCCAUUGGCGGCUGCUCCCGGCGUCCGCGGUGCAGCCGGCUGCAGAGCCCGCAGGUGCCCCGCGCGCGCGCCAGACCCGAGUGGGUAGGGGGCGCCGCACUCGCCAUGCUGCGCGCGCCGCGGACCCUGGCUCCGGCCACGGCGCAGCCCACAAAGAGCCUGCCGACGUUGAACCCCACUGAGCUGUGGCCUUCGGGUCUGAGCAGCCCCCAGCUCUGUCCGGCCACCACCGCCACCACCUACUACACUUCGCUGUACACGCAGACGGUGCCUUCCUCUGCGGCGCUGGGCACCUGCCUCGACGCCACUCCCCACGGACCCGAGGGCCAAAUUGUGCGAUGUGUACCCGCAGGCCGGCUGCCGGCCAAGAGGAAGCUGGACUUGGAGGGCAUUGGGAGGCCUGCGGUCCCCGAAUUCCGGACUCCCAAGGGGAAGUGCAUCCGCGUGGAUGGUCUGCCAAGCCCCAAAACCCCCAAGUCUCCUGGGGAGAAGACACGCUAUGACACGUCGCUGGGGCUGCUCACCAAGAAGUUCAUUUACCUCCUGAGCGAGUCGGAGGAUGGAGUCCUGGACCUGAACUGGGCAGCCGAGGUGCUGGAUGUGCAGAAGCGGCGCAUAUAUGACAUCACCAACGUGCUGGAGGGCAUCCAGCUCAUCCGCAAGAAGUCCAAAAACAACAUCCAGUGGGUAGGCAGGGGAAUAUUUGAAGACCCCGCCCGACCCGCCAAGCAGCAGCAGCAGCUCGGGCAGGAGCUGAAGGAGCUGAUGAACGCGGAGCGGACCUUGGAUCGGCUCAUUCAGAGCUGCUCGCUGAGCUUCAAGCACCUGACCGAAGAUAAUGCCAACAAGAAACUGGCCUAUGUGACCUACCAGGAUAUCCGCGCUGUGGGCAAUUUCAAGGAGCAAACAGUGAUUGCCGUUAAGGCCCCGCCGCAGACCAGAUUGGAAGUGCCGGACAGAGCAGAGGAGAGCCUGCAGAUUUAUCUAAAGAGUACCCAAGGCCCCAUUGAAGUCUACCUGUGCCCAGAGGAGGGCCAGGAGCCAGACAGUCCUGCCAAGGAGGCCCUCCCCUCCUCCACCUCUUCCCUCAGCCCCGUCCCUGACUGUAGUCAGCCCGGCUGCAGCUCUGACUCUGGGAUUGCAGAAACCAUAGAGUCUUCAGUACUGAUGCCCCAGCCGGUACCGCCGCCGCCACCACCACCGCCGCUGCCAGCCCCAUCCCUCGUCCCCUUGGAAGCCACUGACAACAUGCUGGAGCUGUCGCACCCACUUCUGCAACAGACUGAGGACCAGUUCCUGUCCCCAAUCCUGGCGGCCAGCUCGCCUCUGAUCAACUUCUCCCCGCCCUUGGACCAGGACGACUACCUGUGGGGCAUGGACGAGGGGGAAGGGAUCAGUGACCUCUUUGACUCCUAUGACCUUGGGGACCUGUUGAUUAACUGAAGAGUCCUGUAUCGGUCUCUACCUCCUCACAGACAGAUUGACAAGCUCUCUGCCCGGAUGGGGGGACAUCGGACACCCGGUGUCACCCUCUGUGUGUGUGAGCGACUCCAUCCCAGCCUUCCUUCCGGUAGAGACCAGCUAGGGAGGUGUGGAAGAUAUGGCCGAGGAGUGUGUCCGGCUAAGCCCUGAUCCUCCUCUUCUGACCCUCUGAGCCCUUCAUGAAGGACUGCAGGUGCAGGUGGCCGUGUUCAGGGAAAGGGUCCGCUGCCUCCUGAGGGGCAGUAGGGCCCUGGCUUUUUCAAGAAGCACUUAACGCCUUUGUAUUUAUUUCAAGUUGAGUUCUGUUUGUUUGUCCACCCUGAGUUUUAGCAGGGAGAUUUGUUCUAGUUUCUCCUCAGACAGGCCCACCCAUGCCCACUGCCUAAGGGCACAUCUUGGGCUUCCAGGGGUCUAGGCCAACUCCUUGCCCCCACCCCCAUAGUGGUGCCUGGGUCUUGAGGAGACUAUCCAGUUUGCUUGAAUAUUAAUUGCACUUAGACUUGUUGUUUUAGUGAGUGCCAGGCCCAGCUGAGGAAUCAGCUUGGGAAUCUCCAUCUCUUCAUCCUAGAGAAAGUUCUAGUACCUACUCUGGGGGAGGCGGCCAAGGGGGGCUUGCUUCCUGUUGAAUCUCAGCUUUCCUGAGCCUCGGAAUAUAAAUGUAGGCCUUCAGGAAUUAGCCCAGAAGAGCUCCUGAGAAAAACAGGGGGCACGUGUCAUGGCUCCUGGAUGCCCUUCCUCAGAGCUUCUGUGUGGGUCAGAAACCUGGAAGGUGGAGGCAGAGAGAAGUUUGAGAAGAAAACAAGAAACACCCUGGGGGCGGCCUAUGUUUCCCUGAGAGGAUUAUUUUGUUUCUUGGUUGCAAUUGUUGGAGGGAGAGAUUCCUUAAAUACCCGCUGUCCCAAGCCCUCACCUCACUCCCCAGGUCAGACGUGACGGGAGCUUGGGGUCAGGUUUGCACCUUUCCUCACUGGACUGCUGAGGGGGUGAGGCGGCAGGAGUGGGGUGCUCUUCCCUGCAGCCUAGGCCUCAGCAGCUCAUGAGGAGAGAGGCGGGUGCCUGCCACCUCUCCUGGCGUGGAGAUCUGGGAAGAGCUCAGGGUCUCACUUGUUUGGCCCACAGACUGACCAUGCAGGGAUCCUGUGUUCAGAUGGGGACAGGAGGCUGCUUCUCUCUCUUGCCUUUCCCGGGUUGGAGGGAGAAUGGGCUUAACCAAGGCCGUGUGUAUGGAGAGGUAUACCCAGGGGUGAUGGGGUCUGAGAGGCCUUCCACCUACCCUCAGGGAGCCUGGGUUCCUCAGGGCCUCAAUGGGGCAGCACUUUUUUGUGGUUAUUGUCGUUGUAAGUUUGUAGCAUUAAAUUGAUUUAAAAGAUGAAGUCGGCUAUGCCAGGUAGCUCCUGGCUGGCUGACUGGGAUUUUGAAGUUUGGAUGUUGAGCUAAUGUGUCCUGGUGCCUGCUUUGGGUAAUGCGUCUUACCUGGCUCAGCCUCCUGGGCGCACAAAGUUAGUCCUGGCAGAGGAGUGGCCAGUGACUCACAACUCCCCCACUUGAAACUUGUCUACUUUUACACCGAGUGUCCAACCUUUUGACAUAUGUGACCUUGUCGUCUCUAACGUUCACCCUCAAGAACUGCAAAGAUAAGCUACCAAAAAAAAAUCUCAUGAUGUUUUAAGUACGUUUACAACUAAGUGUUGGGCUGUGUUUUGUAGGUGUCUGUGGCCCGUGCUGCAUGUUAGACACCCCUGCUACAGAGAUGUCCCUGGGUCUCUACCAAGCACGGGGUGGUUUCUCAGACCACCCUGAAAGCCCAGUGUGCUCAAGACACAAGGGGACCCUUGAGGGAUGAGGGUGCUACCUGGGAACUAGUUUGUUGCGCGUGAGGCUGGAGACAGCCUUGCUGGUCCCUGGCCUUUGCUAUUUAGCUAUGCACCAGCUUUGAGAGCAGAGAUGGCUGACCUCCGUGCCUUGGGCUCUGGGUGCGUAGCUAGGGUUAGAGGGAAGAGGGCUGUAGUUCCUGUCUGGAGCGAGGUUUAGAAUGCAGCCCAGAUUCAAGGUCAGUCACCCAAGGCCCAGCACAGGGAUGGAUGGAGGUCUUCCCUGCAGCUGCCUUUUGAUCUCUGAGAGUCCAUCAAUCCUGCCUGGUCAAGGGGCUGGACCUCCGGGGAGAAGCCCAAGGCUAGCUUGGGAAACAAGCUCUCGCCCCUUUCUUGCCAAUGAUACUUGAGACCUCUUAAGUCCCUUAGAAUGCUUUAAAAGAAUGGGGUGUUCCCCAUUGGGAACGCUGUUUUGAGUGGUAUGUCUUUUAGGCCCUAGGGAAGCUUUCACACUAGGGAGGGAAAGCUACCGGCUUCUUUCUGAGGGGAAUACUUUCUUCGGGGAGGUCCCCGGCCUGUCAGUGUCCCCUGGUGAUGUCCCUGGGGACCCCAGAGCACUCAGCAGAAUGAAACUUGUACAUAGGCUUGGUAGUGCACCAGAAGAGGUCAGGAUGAGUCCCUUCUCAUGGUGGACGCGUGGCUGUGAGGGUGGGGAGUUUGUAAACUAUUUCAGGGGGGUGCAUUGUGGUCUCUCCUCCCUGCGCAUGCUCAGCCUCUCUUCCGCACAGAUUAGCGUUGUACAGAGUUUGAUCAUGCUGGCAUCAGGUGUUCUGUAGCUUCAGCGCUUCUGAAACCCCUGCGGUUGGUUAGAAGCAGAUUUUUGUUUGUUUGCUUGUUUCUGUCGUAAGCAGAGGCCCGCUUCACCCAGGUUCCCAGAAGGCUCUUCAGGGAUCAUCGUGGCUACAGGUCUGCCUAGCCUCUGAUUCCUAGGAGAUAUAAAGUCUUGUGGGUUUUAGGAUGCCUGGGGGCGGGGGAGUCUGGAGUUCCUGGGUCAGGAUUCCAUGUGGGUCACCUACCUACCUCCCUGGUCUCACCCAAAGUCCCGCCUUGAACAACCAGUAAGUUUCUUUCUGUUGUGAUCAUUGGGCAUUAAAUAAUGGCAGCUCUGGUAA
Apodemus sylvaticus (European woodmouse) is the source of this 4769-nucleotide messenger RNA. RefSeq names its product E2F transcription factor 2 (gene E2f2). The record is from RefSeq and is a predicted model, not a curated record. Lineage: Eukaryota; Metazoa; Chordata; Mammalia; Rodentia; Muridae. The transcript is spliced from 7 exons. Gene Ontology annotation, cellular component: RNA polymerase II transcription regulator complex. Bases 410 to 1747 code for a protein of 445 amino acids. Gene Ontology annotation, molecular function: DNA-binding transcription factor activity, RNA polymerase II-specific; protein dimerization activity; RNA polymerase II cis-regulatory region sequence-specific DNA binding. Gene Ontology annotation, biological process: regulation of transcription by RNA polymerase II.